UUCCUCCCCCUCCCUGCCUCCUCAUCUCAUCAUCACAUCAGAUUGGGAGAGGGGGUGCAGCACGAUGGCGUCUCUCUGCGUCCUGCUCUUCAGCACUGCUGUGAUCCGCGUCGCUCAGUCUCUACCUGCAGCUCGAGGUGGUGGGAGUGGCCUGGACAUCUCAGUGGGCGGGACCAGACACCAGCUCAGGGACCCUCAUCAACUGCUGCCCUACGAAAACCGGAUGAUGUCAUAUCCGGCGCUGCUGGAUGAAGGCGGGCCUACUGACCUCUACUACGACGCCGACGGCUGGAGGGAGCGUGGCCUGGAGCAGGCCUUGCUCAGGCUGCUGGAAAAAGACCGGAGGCGGAGUCUGGAAGAGGAGCAGAGCGCAUAUCUCGCAGCCCUACUCCGCCUCCUGGACCGAGCCCAGAGGGCGGGGGUGGUCGACGUGGUGGAGGAGGAGGAGGAGGACCAGGGACCUGCAGGGGACUUCAAGGCCGCUGUCUACUCGGACUAUGAUGAGACGGGUCGGGUGCGAAGGAUGGAGAGGCCUGUCCCAGCCUGGUGGGGGUGGAUGGACCCACGACAGGUGCGGGAGCUGCUGGAAUCCAGGGUGGACCCAUCUCAGCUGGGCAGGCUGCAGAUGGCUGGAGAGGACCGGCGAGACCUUUCUGGAGCGGACCAGCAGGAGGAGGAGGAGGUUCUGAGACGCCUGGUUGCUAAGAUACUGUCCAGUCCAGAAGAGGUCACGUUGGCACUGUCCAAUCGCAGGAGGCGGGACCUGUCUGAGGCAGUUGCCAGCGUUGGCCACCGGAGGCAGCGGCGUUCUCUAGAGGACCAGUCUCCCGCCGGCCCGAGCGAAGCCCCUGCCCUGCUCCGGGUCAAGAGGGUGGAGGAUGAUCAGGAGCUCGCGCCCCCUGCUGGGCUGCAGAGAAUGAAGCGGCUGGAGUCCAUGGCAGCCAUCGCCGCCUUGGAAGAACUGCAGCAGGGAAGUCAGCGACGCCGGCGGAGAGACGUCGCGCGGCACCUUCCGCCUCACAUACUAGUGAGAGGGUGAACGCUCCAACGGUCCCUGCAACACCAACACAUUAAUUACACAUGUCAAAGCAAUGUUCUUCUGUCUUUGUUCGUUUGCUUGUUUGUGUCGGUACUGACCAGCAGGGGCGCUGUGACGCUGCAGGUCCCUAAAUCUCUAUGUGCCGCUCAGUUGUUGGAUGGAGCCGUCGCCAUGGCAACCAAAUAUUUUAUGUUGUUGUUCCUGUCUAGCUUAUAGUCGGGGUUCGGAAAUAAAAAUAAAACUCAGCAAAUGUUUGGUUCCUCAUGUCAUCAAAGUGACAACAGAUUCUUCGCUUUAACCAUGUCUGCGACCCCCUGACACUCAUUGACACCAAGCUGUUCACAGUGGAACCACAAGUGCAUCAUUUGAAAGACACAUUGAUCAGAGGGCUCAGAAGAGCAGAAUGGCUUGGACUCACUAGGAGUUUACACACAAGAAAGUACUCUUAAACACAAC
Molecule: messenger RNA, 1495 nt
Organism: Synchiropus splendidus (mandarinfish)
Lineage: Eukaryota; Metazoa; Chordata; Actinopteri; Syngnathiformes; Callionymidae
Gene: pcsk1nl
Product: proprotein convertase subtilisin/kexin type 1 inhibitor, like
Exons: 5
Coding region: 65-1039 (324 amino acids)
Biological process (GO): negative regulation of endopeptidase activity
Molecular function (GO): endopeptidase inhibitor activity
Source: RefSeq, a predicted model, not a curated record